AUGGAAUUAAAACCAUCAACGUUGGCAAUAAUUAUUCAUCGAAUUUUCGACAAAUUGGACACGAAAUAUUCGUUAGUGCAUCUAACCCACAUUGAUGACACCGAUCUCCUUGAAUUGAAAGGCAUUUUUGGCACACGACUCACCGAAGCACUGGAAAUAAUUGAUCGUGAACAAAUUACGAUUUACCGGAGUGCCAAAAGUCAUCGCGAGUACUUUGAAAUCUCCGAGGAUCAGAAUACCGUUUACAAAGUAUUGCCCAACAUCAACUAUUGUAUGUGCACGGGUUUUCAGGAGAAGGUCAUCCAUACGAACGAACAGUACACGUGCAAACACGUAUUAGCCGCUCGUAUAGCGGGUCUCAUUGGCAAAGUGAAAACAGAGACGGUAGCCAAUGAUGUGUUUACAUUUUCACUGCAGUUGAUUCAAGCAACGUCACUCGAACCGGCCGCCAACGAAUAG
Sitodiplosis mosellana (orange wheat blossom midge) is the source of this 459-nucleotide messenger RNA. RefSeq names its product zinc finger SWIM domain-containing protein 7-like. Lineage: Eukaryota; Metazoa; Arthropoda; Insecta; Diptera; Cecidomyiidae. Gene Ontology annotation, cellular component: Shu complex. Gene Ontology annotation, molecular function: zinc ion binding. Bases 1 to 459 code for a protein of 152 amino acids. The record is from RefSeq and is a predicted model, not a curated record. Gene Ontology annotation, biological process: double-strand break repair via homologous recombination. The transcript has 2 exons.